CAAACCACCAAACCGAUCUCUCCAUCCCACAACCCACAACCCACACACUCUUUGGCGCCAGGCAGCAAAUAUGGCCAACUACCUUGCCUCUAUCUUCGGUACAGAGCAGGACAAAGUUAACUGUUCGUUCUAUUACAAGAUUGGUGCUUGUCGCCAUGGCGAUCGCUGCUCGCGCAAACACGUUAAGCCUUCGUAUUCCCAGACAAUUUUGCUCCCAAACCUCUACCAAAACCCGGCGUUCGACCCAAAGAACAAGAUGAAUACCUCACAGCUACAGAACCAUUUCGACGCUUUCUACGAGGACUUUUUUUGCGAAAUGUGCAAGUACGGUGAGGUCGAGGAGGUUGUUGUGUGCGACAACAAUAAUGACCAUUUGAUCGGCAACGUCUACGCUCGGUUCAAGUACGAAGAGGACGCUCAAACUGCCUGCGAUGCUCUAAAUGCAAGAUGGUACGCUGCCCGUCCAAUCUAUUGUGAGCUAUCGCCCGUCACAGAUUUUAGGGAAGCUUGCUGCAGAUUGAACAGUGGCGAAGGCUGUGUCAGAGGUGGAUUUUGCAACUUCAUCCACAGGAAGGAACCCAGCAAAGACCUAGAACGCGAGUUAGAACUGGGGAUGAAGAAAUGGUUGCGCGCGAGAGGCAGAGAUAGGCGCAGUGUAUCGCGCAGUGUUUCUCCUAAUGGAGAAUCCAGAAGACGCAAGGAGGCUUGAAUCCUCCACUCCAAAUCUCUCCUAAUACCUUGAUAGCCUGCUUUUGAGCUUUGUUGUUGCUAGAGCGGAUAUGUACUAUAACUAUUUUUAGGACCUUAACGUCUUCUUUCCUGUCCUGCUACCCUGGACUUGUGGCUUUCUUUUGGAUCAAAGGCUUUCAAUUCAAACAAUAAGGCCAUUCAGGAUGUCCCCUUA
Messenger RNA from Tuber melanosporum (Perigord truffle), 904 nucleotides. RefSeq lists its product as uncharacterized. Gene Ontology annotation, molecular function: pre-mRNA 3'-splice site binding; metal ion binding. Gene Ontology annotation, biological process: mRNA splicing, via spliceosome. The record is from RefSeq and is a predicted model, not a curated record. The transcript has 3 exons. Gene Ontology annotation, cellular component: U2AF complex; spliceosomal complex. The coding region runs from base 71 to 709 and encodes 212 amino acids. Lineage: Eukaryota; Fungi; Ascomycota; Pezizomycetes; Pezizales; Tuberaceae.